GGAGGGGAGAAUUAACAGUUUUAACAGGACCCACUGGUAGUGGAAAGACUACUUUUGUUAGUGAAUAUUCACUUGAUUUGGCAAUGCAGGGUUUUAGGUCAAUACUUUGUGGGGAAGUUUUGAAAUAAGGAAUUCACGACUAGCUCGGAUAAUGCUACAGCAAUUUUCAGGAGUCCCUCUUGAAAAUCACUUGGAAAUGUUUGAAUCAUUUGCUGAUUCCUUUGAGAAGUUACCAAUUUACUACAUGACUUUUCAUGGUCAGCAGUCUCUUAAAGUUGUUAUGGAGGCAGUGGAGCAUGCACAAUACGUUCAUGAUAUAGCUCACGUAAUUAUAGACAACCUUCAGUUUAUGAUGGGUAUGACUGAAGAUCAGAGGAACAUGGACCGUUUUUGGAAGCAGGAUGCCAUUAUAGCUUCAUUUCGUACAUUUGCAACGAGAAAAAAUUGUCAUGUGACAUUGAUUAUCCACCCUAGGAAAGAAAGGGACGAUGAUGACCUGACGACCAAUUCUAUUUUUGGAGGUGCUAAGGCGUCCCAAGAAGCGGAUAAUGUACUUAUUAUACAAGACAAAAGACUUGUCUCGAUGCGUGGAAAAAAGUAUUUACAGGUAUAAUAAAAGUUAAUACAU
This is a messenger RNA of Agrilus planipennis (emerald ash borer), 628 nucleotides long. RefSeq names its product twinkle protein, mitochondrial. The record is from RefSeq and is a predicted model, not a curated record. Gene Ontology annotation, cellular component: mitochondrion. Gene Ontology annotation, molecular function: ATP binding; 5'-3' DNA helicase activity; single-stranded DNA binding. Lineage: Eukaryota; Metazoa; Arthropoda; Insecta; Coleoptera; Buprestidae. Gene Ontology annotation, biological process: mitochondrial DNA replication. The transcript has 3 exons. The coding region runs from base 152 to 613 and encodes 153 amino acids.